This is a messenger RNA of Lottia gigantea (owl limpet), 696 nucleotides long. RefSeq lists its product as hypothetical. The transcript has a single exon. Bases 1 to 696 code for a protein of 231 amino acids. The record is from RefSeq and is a predicted model, not a curated record. Lineage: Eukaryota; Metazoa; Mollusca; Gastropoda; Lottiidae.
AUGAUGGAUAUAGAGAAUGGUACAGUCAGUGGUACGCCCAAAACAAUUUCAUCAACAACAACUUCACAGUCUAAAACUUCUGAAAAGAGUGUUGAGACUGCGACUAGAGCAGCUCGUAUUGCUACAGAACUUUUAUUCUGUGAUGAAGAAGCUACACAGGAAUUAAAUUUGAAGAAACUUAAGCUGAAGAAAGAGCUUGCAGUAGCCAAGGCUGAGAUGGUAGCCAUAGAUGAAUGCAGUAAUUCCAGUAGAUCCAUUCCUAGUCGUUCCAGUCAUGGAUCUUUGAGUGGUCGUCGACAAGUUUUAGAUCGUUAUUUGAGAGACCAAGCUAAAUAUAGCAAUGCUUCUGUGAAUGGUGACUUAGUAACAAUUGACAGUACUGGAUCUGCAGAUCCAAUUACAGCUGAUUCAUUGCCCUUUGAUAAAACGGUACCUAAAAUAAUUGCAAAGGAUGAUUUAAAUGUUCAUAAUUCUGUAGAUAUUAAUGAAUGUAAGUCUAAGGCAAAUUUAAAUGAAUGUAAAGCUAAUUUAGAUACUCCAAAUUUAAAUGAAUGUAAAGUUAAUUUAGAUACUUCUAAUUUAAAUGAAAGUAAUUCAAAUGUACGCAGUUUAAGUGUUUCAAAUUCUAAUGUUAGAAAUUUAGAUACCUCAAACUUUAUUCCUAAUGUAAAAUGCUGUAGAUUUUGUUUCAUGUAA